AUGAAUUCAUCAUCAUUAUCAUAUUCAAUCUCUAAUCGAUCAAAACCUCUUCGUGCUUCCGUAACAAGUUUAUCUGAUCAUUAUACUAAACGAGGUCAUUUGGAACAAUAUCGUAAUAAUAAUCCUAAUGAUGAUAAAGGAAUUUGGUCUUCAAUUAAAAUGAGAAUAAAGAGAUCAAUUUAUUUUGAAACAAUAUAUUUAAUUGGAAAUGGAAGACGAUAUAAAUGUCUUCCUCAAGGUACUACAUUAUAUCAUGUUACUAGGGAAUUUGGUUCGGCGGUCACAAAAACUGAACUCGGUAAAUUAUUAACAAGUUUGGUACGAGCUCAAUCUACUGAUGAAUCUCUUAAAGUAAAUGUAAUUAUUCCUUAUUAUCCUUUUUUAAAACCUAUUUAUAAACCAAUUUCUUACGCUCAACUUAACAUUCGUAUACAAAAUGGUCAAGGUGAAUGGAGAGUUGCUAAAUUUGGUGUUUAUCGAAGUUGGAUUAAAAUUUUGAAUAAUGAAGAAAUUAUUAAUUCUUCACCUCGAAAAUCAACCAAUUUAAAAAAUUUUAUUAGUGUAUUCAUGAUUAGUCCUUCAACUAAUAUGAGACCAUAUAAAUUAGCAUUUAAAGUUAAUAAUAAAUCAAGUAUUUAUACAUCUAAAAGUACUUUGCCUUUAGAAUUAAAUGCUUUAUAUUUUUCUAAGGCUGCCGCUGAAUUUAUUAUUUAUAGAAAUACGGUAGUUGAUACUUCAUUAUUUGCCAAAACCGAAAGUCGAGGAGUUGACAUCGUUCAUGUACAUGGAUCACUUAAUGCCAUGACGAUCGAAUUUCUCGGAAUAUUUAAUAAAGGUUAUAAAUUUGGGAGAAAUCCUCCUUCAAUGAUUUAUACUUUUUAUAAUAAUUUUGAAGAACAAUUAUUUUCUUUUGGAUUAGAUAAAGUAAAUAGAUUUAUGGAUGUUAAAAAAUUUAAAGAAAAACAUUCAAAAUAUUUUUAUUUAAAUAGAUUAUAUGCUUCAUCUUUAGGAAUUGGUAAAUCUCAAGUAUCAACUUUUAUAUCAAAAGAAGUUGCUCAAGAAAUGGUUGAAGGUUCUUUAGAAUUUCAUAUGAAAGAUUUGGUUAUGCCUAUUUUAACAAAGAAAGCUAUUGAUGGAUAUUGGAUAGGAAUAUCUAAAGGAUUCGAUUUAACUAUUAUUAACCCAUUUGAAGAUAUGUUGUUAAUAAAUAGUAAUUCCAAUUUUCCUGAUAACAUACACACCUUUGAUAUAAAUUUAUUUUACUUAGAGAUGAGAGAAUUCAUUAAUUUUUCGUUUCCUCAGUUUAAUUCAUCUUCUUUUGAAUUUAAUUCAUCUUCUCUUUCUCAAUUUAAUUUAUCAUCAUCAUCACCAUUUUUUUCUCAGAUUGAUUCAUCUCAAUUAUUAAUAAGUACCGCGAAAACAAAAGCAAAAAACUUUUUAGUUGGUGAAGGAUUAUUAGAGAAUCGAGAUCUUGAAAAUCCGUUAGUACUUUUUACAGGUUAUUCCAAGUUCAUAAUAAAAAGAUUUGAAUUUUUCGAUCGUAUCACGAAUAUAUUAGGAAAUUUGAAUGCAAAAUUUGUGAUAAUUUCAAAAGAGAAUAUAUUAAAAGACAAAAGAAAAGAAUACGAUGAGGAUUACGAUGAUAAUGAUGUUAAUAUUAAAAAAUUAGAAGAAAAAUAUCCUAACGUUUUGCUGAAAUCGGGCAUGGGAAAUGUAGAGAAUGCAACCAAUACAAAUAAUACAAAUGACGCAGGGAAUAUUAUUACCGUUGAUGAUGAUGUCAUUGAUAAUGAUGUUACUGAUAAAAAACAAAUAGUCAUUGGUGGUGGUGAUGUUGAUGAUAUUGAUGAUAAGAAACAAAUAGAAGAAAUACCAAUGACCACCGAUGAACAGAAAUAUGUGGAAAAAAGGCAAAUGACAAUACCGAUGGGAAUUGAAGAGCAGAAACAAGAAGUAACACUUAUGAUCACUGAUGAACAGAAACAUACAGAAACGACAUUACAAAUAAGUAUUGAUGAUUUAGAAGUAACAUCAAUUUCUACUGAAGACCAGAAACUUAUAGAAACAACACAGACGAACUUUGAUGACCAAAAACUUAUGGAAACAUUACAAACAAGUAUUGAUGUAACAUUAAUAUCUACUGGAACUGAUGACAUAAGUCAAUUAGAAGUAACACCGGCAUCAGCUGAACACGUAGAAACAAGCAUUGAUGAUCAAAGACUUAUAGAAACAAUGCAGACGAGUACUGAAGAUAUAAAUCAAUUAGAUGUAACACCGACAUCUGCUGUUGAUGAACAUAUAGAAACAACAACACAAAUGAGCACCGAUGAUCAAAAACUUAUAGAAACAAUGCAGACGAAAACUAACAAUAUAAGUCAAUUGGAAGAAACAGAAACACCGACAUCUACCGAAGACCCGGAACUUCUAGAAACAGAAACACCAGUGAGCAUUGAUUAUAAGAAACAUUUAGAAUCCUUAGAACAUUCACUACAAAAAGGAUUUAAUUCAUACCUAUUUGAAUUUGAUCCAAAUGAUUUGGAUAAAACAAUUUCAAGUUUGACGAAUGAAUUCAAGUUAGCCAUAAAGGAUUGGAAAAGAAUGGAUACUUUUGUAAAAGAAUUAUUUAUGAGAAGAUUGAUAAAGGAAGCAUUGAAAUUUGAUUGGAAUUCUCCGGGAGGUGGAGUUGAACAAUAUAAAAAGGUAUAUAAGUUGGCAAUGAUGCAGACAAGUGAUAUUUUAGAAGAAGAUUUAUGGUAA
Diversispora eburnea is the source of this 2757-nucleotide messenger RNA. Lineage: Eukaryota; Fungi; Glomeromycota; Glomeromycetes; Diversisporales; Diversisporaceae. The record is from the annotation of a GenBank genome assembly.